AUGAACAGUGAUAUCAGGGUGCCCACGCUGCGGCUGCUGGCAGAGGACCAGACUCUGCUGGGGAUAGUAUCGAGAGAGGAGGCGCUCUCCAAGGCCCGAGAGUCGGGGCUCGACUUGGUGAUGAUAGCGGCGGACGCGAAGCCGCCAGUGGCGCGCAUCAUGGACUACAGCAAGUUCCGGUACGAGCAGCAGAAGAAGAAGCGCGAGCAGCAGAAGAAGGCUGCUGCCAGCCGCCAGGAGCUCAAGGAACUCAAGAUGCGGUACAACAUUGACACAGGGGAUUACAACGUGCGCCUCAAGCAGGCUCUUAAAUUCCUGCACGACGGUGAUAAGGUGAAGCUGACAGCGCAGUUCAGAGGGCGCGAGAUGGAGUUCAAGGAGCUGGGAGUGAAGCUCUUUGAGAAGUUCCAACAUGACGUCGCUGAGCUGGCAAUCGUGGAGUCGAAGCUGGCGAUUGGGGAGUCCAAGGUGCUUCUGGAGGGGUGGUCGACAAUGCACAUGGUGCUGGUGCGCAACAAGGCCGUUCUCACUCCCCUCUCACCCUCCACGCACAUGCUUCUUGUCCUCUCCCCCUUGCGUCACCUUGCUCCCUCCCUGCAGCUGGCGAUCGUGGAGUCCAAGGCGCAUCUGGAGGGGCGGUCGAUGCACAUGGUGCUGGCUCCCAACAAGGCCGUGCUGCAGCGCAUGGCUGCCGCCGAGGAGAAGAGCCGGAGGGCGGCGGAAAGGAGCAAGCGCGCCGAGACGCGUGGAGUGGUGUCUGGGAGCGAGAGUGACGGGGGGGAGAGUGCAGGGGAGAGUGAUGGGGAGAGCAAUGGGGAGAGCAAUGGGGAGGAGGUGGUGGAGGUUGUGAAAGAGCCAAGUGGGCGGCAAUAG
Messenger RNA from Closterium sp. Naga37s-1, 873 nucleotides. The record is from the annotation of a GenBank genome assembly. NCBI's taxonomy places the organism in Eukaryota, Viridiplantae, Streptophyta, Zygnematophyceae, Desmidiales, Closteriaceae.